UUCUUCUACCUUAGGUGUUUCAGACUUUCAGUCUUAAUAACUGUUUCACAGCACAUUCCCUCGGCGCGCCCGCGUUUGGACUUUGGAGUUGGGACUUGGGAUAGAAAACGAGGGAAACCAGCGAUUCCCUGAUGGAGCUCAAAGCCUUCCGACCAAUACACAGUCUGUGUUAAGUUUGAGGAAGAUGAGAUGACUCUGCAACAGUGGAAGGCCUUCAAUCUACGGGUCACAUUUCUCUCCAUCCCCAUACGGCAAUCGAUGUUCAUUGGUGAACUCGAUUGGUGGUGAAUUUGAGCUCAACAUACUUCUCAACUCACCAGAUUACCAAUCCUGAGGUCAGGGUUCUGGAGCCGGUGAGAUUUGCUGAUCUUUGUGUCUCAGACUCUCUGUUGGAACUAUUUUCAAGCAUCUAAGCUCUCUGAAGUUCUAUUACACGGAGACGCCUUCUCGACUGACUUCUGAGAUAUCCGAUGUUUUCACUCGUCUUCGAACUUGCUCCUGCUCGAACAACCAAUUUUGUACUAUAUUGAAUAUGGUUGACCAGAUGGUAACACUUAUGUGUCGUUGGGAUGGGAGGAUAAUAACUGGAUCACAGGGCCCAAAUUAUGAAGGUGGUAGACUAAAGGGUAUUAGGGUAAAAAAUACAACUAGUCAUUUGGAGUUGUUAGGUAAGAUGUAUGAGAUAACUGGCUAUGGCAAGGGGCAAUUUGAUAUUAAGAUGAUUUGCAGAUUUCCAGUGUCCAGAGGAUACAUAGCCUAUGAGAUAGAUGACGAUGACUCUACUGAGAUUAUGCUUGAAUUGGGUCGAAAACAGACUUUUGUUGGGGUGGAGCUGUACUUGGAGAAAUACCUUUUACACAUUGACAAUGAAAGGAGUGAUCCCCUGUCCACCAGGAUGCUCUCAAAGGAUACUGAAAGAUACAGUCUACCGUCACUUGGCAAUGCUGAUAACUUGGGAUCUCCAUCACUUGGCGGUUUGGGGACUGGAACGGAAGGUUGUCUUGGAUCCGGAAUAGGACUGGUUCAGUGUUCUUCCCAACAGUAUUUUGUGGGGGGAAGUGAUGAUGCCUUUGAUUGUCUUACAAUGGCAUAUGACGAGGAGGGGGAUGAAUGGUCCCAGGCCCAUGUUGUGAAUGUGGAUGAAGAGGCAACAGUGAAUUGUGAAUGGGAGACGGAGAAAAAUGCUUUAGUGUCAGAAAAAGUCGUCCAUGCCCAUGUUGCAAAUGGGGAGGGAGAUGAGAUUUUCCAUGCCCACGUUGCAAAUGAGGGAGAUGAGGGUUCGCAUGUCAACAUUGCAAAUGAGGGGAGAGAUGAGGAUUCCCAUGCACAUGUAUCUGAGGUGGAUGAGGGGGCGGCAGCAGAUUGUGAAUGGGAAAUGAAUGAAACUGAGGGAAAUGCCUUAGUGUCAAAAGCUAUUGUCCAUGCUGCAAAUGAAGAUGGAGAUGAGAUGGCCCAUGCCCAUGUUGCAGAUGUGGAUGAGACUAGGGGAAAUACCGUGGUGUCAGACGUAAUCGCCUAUGCCCAGGUUGCAAAUAAGGACAAAGAGGUGGGGCACUGCCAUCAUGUACAUGUGGACACAGAUGAGGAGGUGGUGGUGGAUUGUGAACAGGAAGUGAAUGGGACUGAAGUAAAUACUUCAAUGUCAGAAGCAAUUGCCCAUGCUCAGGCUGGGAAUGAGGAUGAGGAGGUGCCACAUGACCACCUUGCAAAUGAGUAUGUGGACAGGGAUAUGGAUCCUGUAGGGGAGAAACAUGAGAUUGAGGGGAAUGGCUCAUUAUCAGUAGUAGUUUCCACCAAUAACUUUGUUGAUGUUGAACAGGCACCUGCCAAUGAGUUCACGAACAACGACUGGGUGAAUGAUGCUGUAGCUAGUAACCAUGUACCAGGAUUUCCAGUUGUUCUAGAGAAUGUAGAAGCCAAUCUACAUGUAGGCCAAAUCUUUCAAACGAAGCAACAGUUACAACACGCUGUAAAAGAGUAUGCUAUUAGGGCACAUCGGGAGUACAUUGUUCUGGAGUCAACUCCAUCAUUGUUGGCCUUGAAGUGUAAGAAUGAAGGAUGUCCAUGGAGACUUCGUGCACCAUUGAAGAAGAGUGUUGGGUGUUUUAUGAUUACAAAAUACGCAGGGCCCCAUACUUGUGUCAACCCAAGUUCUGAGCAAGACCAUGCACAGUUAGAUGCAGAAUUUAUUUGCAGUAAAAUAUUGGGUAUGGUCAAAGAGCACUUGUCAAUCACACCAGCAGCAAUCAUGGCACAUAUGCAGCAGACUUACGAUUACAGUAUUUCAUAUAUGAAAGCAUGGAUUGCAAAACAGAGGGCACUUGAGAAGAUAUUUGGUGAUUGCAAAGAAUCUUAUGUUGAGGCAGAUUUAGAGCUUCCUACUGUAUCAAUUGGGACGUCCUUCUCUGAUGAGGUGGUUCCAACAAUAGUCGCUUUACCUGAUCCACUUCAGCCAUUUGAUGCCACUGAGGGAUUAUCACAGCUUACGCAACUCACUGAAGAUGAGCAUGAUACAGUUAUUGAUCCUCCUUGCCAGGAAAAGAGGAAGGCUGCCAAGAGAAAGAGGAGGUAGCAACAUUAAAUGUCAACUAUGACAGUUCUUGCAUGAUUGAGUGAGAAAGCUUCAGGUAUGAUUCAGAACUGAUGUGUGAUCAAAUGAUAUACAUCCUUUGGGUAUUGUCCAUAUGAUGAUGCACCGUUGACUUUCUAAAAUAUAAAGCAGUCCUUUUUGUCACCACUCCAUUAUUUUGAUAGUCAUGUAUUCAAAUCUUCACCUAAUAACUACACAUUAAUUAACUAUCUAGCUUCCAUUUUAA
Molecule: messenger RNA, 2816 nt
Organism: Macadamia integrifolia
Lineage: Eukaryota; Viridiplantae; Streptophyta; Magnoliopsida; Proteales; Proteaceae
Exons: 2
Coding region: 533-2572 (679 amino acids)
Source: RefSeq, a predicted model, not a curated record